This is a messenger RNA of Neoarius graeffei (lesser salmon catfish), 4029 nucleotides long. RefSeq names its product nuclear transcription factor, X-box binding-like 1 (gene nfxl1). The transcript is spliced from 23 exons. Bases 61 to 2730 code for a protein of 889 amino acids. Gene Ontology annotation, biological process: regulation of DNA-templated transcription. Gene Ontology annotation, molecular function: DNA-binding transcription factor activity, RNA polymerase II-specific; zinc ion binding; RNA polymerase II transcription regulatory region sequence-specific DNA binding. The record is from RefSeq and is a predicted model, not a curated record. Gene Ontology annotation, cellular component: nucleus. Lineage: Eukaryota; Metazoa; Chordata; Actinopteri; Siluriformes; Ariidae.
GCAUGCGUGUGGGGACCUAGCUACCAGGCUACGAGCUUGUGACACAAACCGGUAACCUCUAUGGAGCCUGCUUGGCGACAGCAGGGCCGGGGUCGUGGCCGGGGUCAGGCUGUGGGUGAUGUGUCAUCAUGGCAACCCCAGAGGCAGGAGGGUGGAGGGAGAAUGGGGCGAGGGAGGGCUGGUUCUGCCGUCACAACAGUAUCCAAAGCAGAACUGUUACCUGGCACAGUUGCAUCCUCUCAGUCCAAAUUUGAUGAGAUCAGGAAGUCCAACCAGGCCACUGCACAGAGAUUGGCUGAGAAUCAGUACAGCUCAUCCUCUGAUGAUGAUGAUGAUGAUGAAGUGCUUGGGAAGCGAGGCCGAAUCCUGGAGUCAACUCUCACCACGUACACCAGUCAGACGGGAGGAGAUGUGUCAGACCUGGAGCGUACUCGUCAGUACCUGAAUGAGGCUUUCCAGUCUGGGGCCAUUACCUGCCUCAUCUGCAUCGCCUCUGUGAAAAGAACACAAGCGGUUUGGAGCUGUGUCGGCUGUUAUUGUAUCUUCCACAUCCCAUGUAUUCAGAAAUGGGCUAAAGACUCCAUCUUCCUUGUUUCCUCAAUAACAGAUGAGGAUUUUGGUAAAAAAGAUCACCCCUGGCCCUGUCCUAAAUGUAGAUAUCAGUAUACCCCUCAGCAGACUCCGACUCGCUAUUACUGUUACUGUGGGAAGGAGGUGGAGCCUGAUCCUGACCCUUGGCUCCUCCCACAUUCUUGUGGACAGGUGUGUGACCGAGAGUUUAAACCUCCAUGUGGACAUCGCUGCCUUCUGCUCUGCCAUCCAGGUCCAUGUCCCCCAUGUCCAAAGAUGGUGAGUGUGUCAUGUGUGUGUGGGAAAGCCGCCCCUGUCCCACGCCGUUGCAGUCAUAAAGCCUGGACAUGUGGGAAGAUUUGUGGCCGCACCUUACUCUGCAAGAUUCACAUCUGUGCGCACACCUGUCACGCAGGUGAGUGUGAGCCAUGUCCGAGAGUGAGCGUGCAGAAGUGUGUGUGUGGCAGGAAGAAGGCAGAGCGUCAGUGUGCCAGUCCCGUGUGGCACUGUGACCAGGUGUGUGGCCAGCCACUGCCAUGUGGGAACCACACGUGUGAGCGAGUGUGUCACACAGGUGUGUGUGGAGAAUGUCCUCGUGCAGAGAACCGUACCUGUCCAUGUGGCAAGAGCAAGUGUGCAUUACCAUGUACAGCUGACGUUCCUACUUGUGGUGACACCUGUGAAAAGAAACUGGACUGUGGCUUACACACCUGUACAAUGCGCUGCCAUAGAGGACCCUGUGAGACCUGCCGCCAGGAGGUGGAGAAGCAGUGUCGGUGUGGGCGCUACACCAGGCGCAUGCCCUGCCAUAAGGAGUAUCUGUGUGAGUCUAAAUGCACUCAAAUGCGCAGCUGCAACAGACACCAGUGCAAAAGGAAGUGUUGCCCAGGUAACUGUCCACCAUGUGAUCUGAAUUGUGGCAGAACGCUGGGCUGUCGGAACCACAAGUGCCCCUCUGUUUGUCAUCAAGGGAGUUGUUACCCCUGUCCUGAGGUGGUGCAGGUUAAAUGUGCAUGUGGUUCCACAUCUCUGAGUGUUCCAUGUGGACGCGAGAGGAGUACCAAACCUCCACGCUGCAGGGAGAUUUGCAGGACUCCUCCAUCAUGUCAUCACCCCUCCCGUGAGCAGCACAGGUGUCACUUCGGUGCGUGUCCUGUGUGUAAGCAGGUGUGUCAGCUGCCUUUACCUGGAUGUACACACCUGUGCCAAGCACCAUGCCAUGACCAGGUGCUGCUCAAAGCCAACAACCGGGUUCAGUUAGCAGGACCGUGGGAACAGCAGACCACUCCGGCAUUUGAGUUCAAGGCAUUACAGUGUCCUCCCUGCCAAGUGCCCAUACCCACGGCUUGUCUUGGGGAGCAUGAGGUGAGUCCAGUACUGUGUCAUGCACGUGGGCCGUUCUCAUGUGGCCGUGCAUGUGGACGAACUUUGACAUGUGGGAACCAUAGCUGCAACCUGGAGUGCCAUGCUGUGACCUUUGACCCUAAAAGGGGGAAAACCGAAGCUGGGAAGGAGUGUGAACAAUGUGAAGAGGGCUGCUCUAAGCCCCACCCCACUGGAUGCCCCCACCCAUGUGCCCUCCCCUGCCACCCUGGCGACUGCCCCCCCUGCACUCAGAUGAUCAGACAGCGAUGCCACUGCAAGAUGUCCAACCUGUACAUUGAGUGCCUGAAGCUGACCUCUGCUGAUGAUGAAGGUAGAAGACUCCUCACCUCCUGCAAGAACCAGUGCCCUAAACAGCUGAAGUGUGGGCAUCGCUGUAAGGAGCUCUGUCAUGUGGGAGAGUGUGAGGAGAACUGCAACCAGAGAGUCAAAGUCAAAUGUCCAUGCAAGAGGAUCAAAAAGGAGUUUUCGUGUUCCCACGCCAGGCAGGAGGAGAAUCUGGUGGUGUGUGACAACACCUGUAAGGACCUACAGAGGAAAUAUGCUGAGGCUCAAGAAGCAGAGGAGAGAGCAAUCAAAGAAGAGGAGCUGAAGAAGCAGCAGGCUGAGCUGGAGGCCUUUGAGAAGCGGCAGAAAGGAAGGAGGAAGAAGAACAGACGCAACACAGAAGUGGAGACCCAGGAAGGGGUGUGGCUUAAAUACAGGAAGUACCUCCUGGUGCCUGUCUGUGGGGUCCUAUUGGCUGUUGGAGCAUUUUUUCUUCUCCAAGCUAAUUAGAGCACUGGACCAGUGACCAUCACUGAGGCACCAUUUUCUUUCUCUCUCUCUCUCUUUCAUGCCCAGAUCUUCAGUUUAAUGUUGCCUGCUUUAAUACACUCAUCAUCAGGAUAACCAAGCUAUGUAUGUGCGUGUUAUACAUGUUCAUCAGUGAUAUGCCACGCCUUCCAGUAUUGCCCCCAAAAGCCACACUACUAAACCGCAAGAACAUAACUGAAAGAUGUGUAUAGCUACCUCCUGAUUGGUUGGAUGUUUUGGUGGUCUACAUAGAACGUGAAGAGAAAAUUGGAUAUGUGAUAUGUUUUUCAAUUUAUAUUAUGUAUGAGCUGAGACCUGGCUUUAUGUAUGCUAGUUCAAUUUAGCAACAGAAUGGCUGUUGGCUGUGGGAAUUAUGGGAUUGCAUUAACUGAGAAGCUGCGGAAUCAUGGCUCCCCAGAAAGUGUGUGAAGAACCCAUCCAGUCUUUCAUCAUAGUACAUCUUCAAACUUAUCUCAACAACUGUGUGUGUGUGUGUGUUGCAGUCUCAUCAAAUUUAAUUUGAAUACUUCUAAGCCCGACAUCCCUGUUGGAUAGAUUACGUUUAUAAUUAUAAAUUCAUUUAGUUGUGUGUUAGUGUUAUAAAAAGUAAUGCUGAAUCAGCAAUUUUCAGUUUCACUCUUCAGGCUGUUUAAUUUGAGGCCUGAGAUUAAAACAUAAGACAUUUAAAUGAAAAGUCCUCAAACUGGAAUAUUUUACAAUGAGUGUUUCAGCAUGUCAUGAAUAAAGUUUUGUUUAAUUAAAUGUGAAAUUUGCUUUCUUUCUUCCAAACAGUGCCAUGCUUCUGUUAUGAUAAUUAGCACACUAACACUGGUUUCCUGACUCACUGAGAUUUUUUGCACUGAUGUAACGCACAGGAGACAAUCCAGCGCUAAACCAGUGUGAGACGCAUAUGGCUGUUUCCGCCGAACUCAGCAACUGCAGCUGUGAGGAAGAGAGUGGUCAAGCUUUAAGAAAAGGUUACAUCUUUUCACCUUUUGUGUUAACCUUUACAAAUGAAUCUGUUUUUCUGACCAAUAGGGGGUGUGUCCAGCUGUAAAUCCAGUUCUACAUUUUUGUUGAGAUGAUUCCUUGUCACACUGUACAAAAUCCUGUAGAAUAAACUGUUGUGAAUGCUGUAACAGACUGUGAUAGCGUGUCUCCAUGUCAGAUUUAUACAAUGAAGAUUUCCCUUAUGAUAGAGCUGUGAUCAAAGAGGAACUGCACACUUGUCUUUUGAGCUGUAAAUGAAAUUUGACUGUACUGUGAUGAAAUAAAUCAAUG